GAAAACAAGAAGAGGGAAAGGUGGUAGUUUGGUAGUGGGAAUGUAGUGCGUGGGGAGUUAAGAGGCGUUGGGUGACGUAAUAUGUGCAUGCGCACUGCUCCGCCCCUCUUCUCGCUUCGUCAGCCGAGUCUAUUUAAAUCCAUUUGUGGCCUCGCCUUGCAGAUCAGUCGGUGUUUCACUCUCGUUUCAAGUCUUGUUCGAAUUCUUGUAUUCGUCCUCGUCCGUUUUCCAAUUCUCGAAUAAUUUCGAUAUUGCGAGAAGGUUCAGCUCUCAAAUCUCGUUUACAUGGCUGACGGUGGUGUUAAGAGAAACAUCCCAAUCAAGUUGGGCGAAUUUAGCGUCUUGGACACGGAAUUCAGCAACAUCAGGGAAAGGUUCGACGCUGAAAUGAGAAAAAUGGAAGACGAAAUGACCAAAUUCAGAUCCGAACUCAUGAACAGGGAAUCCAACUUUUUCAAAACGACCACCAGCACAAGCUCAAAUUCAGUGUCGACGAGCAGCGGAGGUCUCGGUGCGGACAAGCCUCAGAACUUGUGGUUGGAAAGUCUCAACUCUCCACUCAUCCAGGAAGAGGGAGACAGUAAAAUGUUGAAACUCAGGUUCGAUGUCAGCCAGUACCAACCAGAAGAAAUUGUUGUAAAAACUGUUGAUAACAAGCUUCUCGUACACGCUAAACAUGAAGAGAAAUCUGAAUGCAAAUCGUUCUACAGAGAAUACAACAGAGAAUUCCUUCUUCCAAAAGGCACGAAUCCCGAGUCAAUCAAAUCUUCACUGAGUAAAGACGGAGUUCUGACAGUCGAAGCUCCACUUCCUGCUUUGGCCGGCCCAGACAAGCUCAUUCCCAUAACCCAACACUAAAUAAACACCGAAAAACACCGCCAUGAGGGCUCAUUUAUCCAUAUUUAAUUUUUGUAUAUAUAAUUAAUUAUAUUUUUGAGUAUUAGUAACACUGAGAGAGAAAGGGAAAUUACAAUAGGAUUGGCUUUUCAUACUUGGUUAAAUCUGUCCAAAUCACUCUUCAGUCACAAAUAACAACCACAAUUAUCAUUUUGAAUAUAAGUAUAAUAAAACAAAUUAAACAAUUAUUAGUUGCUAAUUUACAUUUAAGUAUUCGUAUUAUACUUAUUAAACUGGGAUAUAUAUGGUCCAAAUAAAGAAAUAUAUAUUUUAAGGGUGACUGGGAAAUUAAUAAUCAUUAAAAUAUGAAAACAGACUAAUAAUUAUAAGUUAAAACAAAAGCUUUAUAAAUAUGACUGAAUUUAUGUAGGUUAAGUUUUAAAACUAUUCAUCUACUUAAUUAAUAAGCCUUAUUGUUCAAUACUAGUACUAAUAAGCUUUUCUCAUCAAACCGUUUUUAAAAAACCCUCAAGUUUGAUGUUUUUAUAAGAUCACUAAACUUCCUAAGCCUAAACCAAUAAAAUAUAAUAAUUUAAAUAUAGUUUCUAUUUUUCACUGUUAAUUUAUUACUGAGGGAUGUUGAACAGAGUAUUUAACCUAAAUUGUACUUUUUUCAUGUGUGAAACUGUAUCCUAUUGCAAUUUCAGGCAUUGUUACCAUUACCCAAGGGGGAAAGACUAAUUUUAUUUUUGAGCUUUAACAGAAAAUUUCUUAUUAUUUAUCUAUUUUUAACAGUCGGUAGGAUGUAAAAAGUAAUCAAAUUUAUUUUUAACAAAACAUAUGUACUAAACUGCAAGAUUAAGAAAAUUUUACUACGUUUCUUUUUCAGACAGAGAAAAUUAAAGCCCUCAUGGCAAAAAAGUUUUCAAAACAUUUGUAAUUGUUAAUAUUAAGGAAUAAAAAAUGGUUCAAUUUGUAUUUUGGAUAAUGAGAAGUGAAUAUUUAUUUUGGCAAGUAACCUCUUUGAAAGAAAAUCUAGCCCAACAGGCUUAUACGUUUGUGCCUAACUUUUUUUUUAACUUAGUUUUUCAAUUGUAUAUUCUAUUUUUGUUUAACAUACUUUUUAUUAAACUCUGAGGUAUGCAGGAGUGUGUACCAUUGUAAUCAGGUUUUCAUAAAAUGACAACAAAAAAA
Cimex lectularius (bed bug) is the source of this 2031-nucleotide messenger RNA. Its product is annotated as alpha-crystallin B chain. Gene Ontology annotation, molecular function: protein folding chaperone. The record is from RefSeq and is a predicted model, not a curated record. The transcript has 3 exons. Bases 286 to 858 code for a protein of 190 amino acids. Lineage: Eukaryota; Metazoa; Arthropoda; Insecta; Hemiptera; Cimicidae. Gene Ontology annotation, biological process: response to heat; protein refolding.